CGUCUGUCGUUUAGUCAUUUUUUGACUUCUAAACUGUAAUAAACUGAAUGUAAUUUAUCUCAACAUUUAUUGCUGCUAUAAUCGAAGUUUUGAGAAAUAAUAAAUAAUUAUAUAUAUUUAAAUAUAAUUUAUACAUUUUGAAUAAAUGUAAAAAGAAAAAUAUGCGAAUAAAGCAUUGUAACAUAGAAUCUAGAACGGUGGCGUGUGAUUAUAAAAUAAUAUGUCCUCUUUCAUGGAUAUCAACUAAAAUUUUUUGGUGAUUGUGUAAAAGUAACAUUAGAGACGAUGUGGAGUUCAAUUGGUCGUGACGUCAUUUUAUAUCCUUUAUUGGAGAGGAUUAAGAUUAAAUUGAUUUGCAGUUGCAUUUUCCUAGUUACAAUAUCAGCAAGACCUGAAUACGGAAAUUUUCAGCAAUGCCUAGGUUUGAUAGAAAAAGGACCUUGCAGUAGGAAUAUUUACAAAUGGGCUUUUGAUCAUGACAGACAAGAAUGUGUUCCAUUCGUUUGGGGUGGAUGUGGAGGUAACGACAAAAAUAGGUUCGAGAGUGAAAAUCAGUGCUGGAAAGUAUGUAAAGGACAAAAUAUGUAUACAUCAACAUCUACAAUACCGCCAAUGGAAGAAAGUCAAGAACGGGGACCUGAACUUACUUUUCAAGAAACUGGAGAUGAAACGACUUUUAUGUUUGCUCAAUCAAAUACGUUCAUCCAGAUAGAUGGUGAUAUUAUUCAGACUUUUCAGUUAAGACUAUGUAGACAAAUUUCAUUUCAAUUUCGGACACGUUUACCACAUGGUCUGUUAGUUUACCAUAACGUAAAGGUUACGGAAGGGAUAUCCCUAAAACCAUAUGCUUUAUACAUAAUUGUUCAGCAAGGACAGUUAAAAGUUGUACAUGUAUUUGGUAAACAUUCCACUGCUCUUACAGUGGGAAGAGGACUCAAUAGGGAUGAAUGGCAUUCAGUAACGGUUAGAAUAGAUGUUCACGGAGCAAGACUGAUGGCUACUGUAGAUGAUUUAAAGGAAGAGACAACUUUAAAAGGCCUUGAUAAAGAUAAUAAUUAUGGAGUUUCCUCAAAUGUUACAUCUGUGAUUUUAAUUGGAGGACUUAGUUCGGAAGAAAGACUACAUGGAGUGAAAUACAUAAUUGAGUCGUUUGUUGGCUGCAUCAAAAAUGUCAUUCUUAGCACAGGAAAGUCAGCCUCCGAUCUUUUACCGAUCACACCUCUUAUUGCUACAAAACAUGAGAAUGUUCAAGAAGGAUGUGCUGACAAAUGCAUAUCCGAAGAAAACCUUUGUUUUCAAGGCUCGAAAUGUAUCAAUCAUUACAAUAUGUUUACUUGCGAUUGUUUUGGAACAAAAUACGAAGGGGAAUAUUGUGACAUAUACACUGCAACGAUUCUUACCUUACGAGGAUCUUCCUAUGUAUCCUACAGAGUAUAUGACUGGAAAGAUAGAGUUCAUUCUGCAGUAACUCGAUUUUCCAUGCUAUUUAAAACCAGAUUUGACGAUUCCGCUUUACUAUAUGCAGCUGGAGGUGAGCAGAGUUUGGACCAUUACAUAGCAGCAUCCAUUUACAACAAUUCCGUUUUUGUGGAAGUAAGUUUCGGUGAAGACCCACUGGUAAAGGUUUUGGGACAAACAACUGAAUUUAAACUAUACCAAUGGAAUAAUUUAACAAUAUUUCACGAGUAUGAUAAAAUACAUCUAAUUCUCAACGAAGAAAGAGUUACUAUAAAUAUCACUGGGAUUCCUGUACUUUACAUCGAUCCAGAAAUUUAUAUUGGAGGAGGUCCUGAAUUACAGAAAAAGCAGGGACUGAAGUCUACGAACAACUUUGUUGGAUCUUUGAAGUACGUCUUUUACAAUGAUAUAUCCAUAAUCUACGAAUUGCACAAAAAUAAUCCCAAGGUUCACUACAUUGGUAUCCUGCGACCUGAAUUCUACGAGAUUGAUGUUACAGAUAUACCUAUAACAUUCCCGUUUUCUUCGUCGCAUAUAUGGUGGCACAAUAAUUUUACUGACAAUUUAUCGCUAUCUUUCAGCUAUAAAGCUAGUAGCAAUUUAAGUGUGGUAGCUUCCAGUGAAGCUCAGACAGGUAUUUACUGGGAAGUACGAAUAGUAAAUGACGAAGUAAGGUUUGAAGUCUCUGAUCAUACCCGAAACGUUACUCAUCUGAUAAGCGUUAAGAAGACUCCGGGUAUAUGGCACUGGUUGAACUUGACGUAUAUAGGAGAACUAGAAGAAAUCACACUAACUCUUGAUAACAGAACGAAACAAGAAAAAAUCGGAGAUAUGAAAUUCGCAAUUGGGGAUAAAAUUAAGGUAGCUGCUGGAUCAAGAACGAAUGCAGGUCUCGUUGGUUGCAUGAUGGAUAUUAUGGUCAAUGGUGUUAUUCUGGAGCCUCGAUCUAUCUUGCAAAGUGAAAGAGUUGUAGGUGAGGUAACUCUGGAUGACUGUAGAUUUAUAGAUGCGUGUAAACGACCCAAUACAUGUGAGCAUGGAGGGAAGUGCUCAGUUAAGGAAGACAAAUUAACGUGCGAUUGUGCUAACACUGGUUAUAUGGGAAAGAAUUGCCAUUUUGCUCAAUAUAGGAAAACUUGUGAGGAAUUAGCCCUUUUAGGGUAUACAAAACCAGACGUAUAUCUUAUAGACAUAGACGGAAACGGUAAAUUCCCUCCAGCUCACGUGCGAUGUGAAUUCCAAAGUCCUGAAGACUCUACAAAAACUAUAGUAGAACACAAUCUACCCAGCCAGAUAGACGUUAGGUCUCCUUCUGAAAAGGAUUUUACUUUUACAAUUAAGUAUCGCGAAUUCGACGCAGAAAUGCUGCAAGAGUUGGUCUCGCAUUCUUUAAAUUGUAGCCAGUAUAUCAGAUAUGACUGUCAAAAAGCUCCUUUGGAGUUACACUCAGCCACUUGGUUUAUAAGCUCUGCGAACGAAACCGUGGAUUUUGUAGGGGAGGUAAAAAGGGGAACGUGUCCAUGUUCAAUUGGUAAAAAGUGUGAGAAUAAAUCCCAGUGGUGUAACUGCGAAGACAUAGAUGAUGACAAAUGGUACACAGAUGAUGGCUAUUAUACUAGCGCCAAAAGUGUGGGUAUUACCGAAAUGGUGUUUUUGCAGCAACCUGACCUACCAGAUGAUGCGCUUGGAAGAAUAACUCUGGGACCCUUAGAAUGUGUAGAAACGAAUACGCAGAGAUAUGUGGUUACCUUUACUACAAGUCAGUCGUAUAUUGAGGUUCCUGGAUGGCGAAAAGGUGAUUUGGCAUUUUCCUUUCGUACUACCGGCAAAAAAGCCAUUCUUUUGUAUCAACCUCCAAUAAGGCCAAACUAUCCAAGUUUCAUGGUUGCCUUAACAAGUGAUUUUCAACUUACUUUUAAUUUUACCCUUAAUACUGGUGUAUCCAAAGAACUGGUAAUAAUUUCUGGUCGUAAAUUAAAUGGUGGUGAGUGGCACAAGGUCUGGAUCGAUUACAAUAAAUAUCAUGUCAGGUUUAUGAUUAACGAAGAUUUCCAAAUGGUCAAUUUAAAACCCGAGGAAGAGUUCGGUCCAUUCGAGGGGUCCAUGUUUAUUGGAGGGACAAUUAGCGAUCUUCUUGAUCCAAAAUCAUCUGUUCACCAAGGACUAAUUGGAUGCUUUCGAGGUCUAGUUGUAAAUGAAGAAAUAUUAGAUAUUUAUAGUUAUAUGAGUGUACAUCUCAGUGAAAUCAUAAAAGACUGUAAACCAUCAUGUGAUCCAAACCCGUGCCAAAACGGUGCACAAUGUAAAGAACUUUGGAGUAACUUUCAAUGUAUAUGUCCAAACCCAUGGGCAUAUAGUGGAGAAUUUUGCGAAACAAAUAUCAAUCAGAAUGCAAUAACAUUUACCUUGCCAAGUUCGUAUUUGAAGAGGAACUAUUUAAUAAACGACACCAGCGAAGAGAAAGCCGUACUCUCCAAAAUGUUUAGGGAACAGAUUUUAGUGAAUCUCAGGACGUACGAGAAUCGUGCUUUAAUUUUUUAUGUAAACGAUCAUCUAAACAAUUUUGCUCAAUUGUAUAUUGACAACGACACUCAAGUGAUAUUCUUGUUUAACUACGGAAACAAGAUUCACAACGUUACUGUGAAUUAUGCAAAUUUAAACACUAGUAAGUCCGUUCAGAUUGCGAUAGAAAGAAGGAAAAACUUAACGAGAAUGCAUGUUAACGAUCAAAAUAAAACUAUACCGUUUGGGGUUAAGCUGUUAGAGGAAUAUUCGAAUAAACCAUGGAUUAAUCCAGAUAUGGAAGUACUUGCCCCCCAACGACCGCCUGCACCUCCAACUGAAUAUUUUCAAUUAAAUUUAGGGGGCUACGAUACAGAAACACUAUUAAAAGUUUCUGAUUAUCCUCCCAAGCUUGAAGGUUACGUAGGUUGUUUAAGAGGGCUUCAAAUUGGAAAUAGUCUAAUAGAUUUACCAUCUAAAGUAAGCAUCACUGAUGCAGGAGUUAUCGCUCAUUGCAAUAUGAAAUGUGACGAAGUACCAUGCAAGCAUGACGGCAUCUGCAUCGAAGAUUUCCGAAACCAGAGACACACAUGCGACUGUGAACAUACCAGUUACUACGGGGAGUUUUGCUCUGAAGAAGUAGGAGCUGAAUUUAACGGAGAAUCGAUUUUGUGGAGGGAAUAUAUUCUAAACGGUUCGGUAGACCAUGUGAAGUUCCAAUUAGCUUUUUCCAGCGUUGAUAUCAGUCAAAAAAGUACUGUAUUGCUGCUUUUGCAAACAGAAAAUAGUCGCAGUUACUACCUAGUUGUUGGAUUAAGUACAGAAGGAUAUUUAACGGUACAGGAAGACCGAGAAGGGGCCGUAUUUUCAGCCACUGUUAACACCAAAAACUUUAUCAAUGGAGCUAGACAUUCAAUUUAUUAUAAAAGAGAUUAUAAUGACUCGGAAUUAUAUAUAGACAGAGAAUUGACUUCAAUGAAAACAAUACCUGCGCAAACAUUUACCAAUAUACCGGAAAAAGGUGGAAAUGAGGUUCAAAUUGGAGGUCAUGAUACAAAUGAUCCAAGAUUCGCCACGUAUAAAAGAUAUAGUGGGUGUUUGUCAAAUAUAUUUAUUGAAGUAAAUGAACAUGUUAUGAAACCUUUAGAUGAAUAUAUGUUGUUUACGAAAACUGGUACAGAAAAAGUAAACGUAUCAAAUCAACAUGGUGUCAGAAGUGCUCAAUGUAGUUCUGAUUUCGACAAAAUUCACGAAAAAAUUCCUGCAGUUAUAAACUUAAAUAUAAGUCAGGGGGCUGAUAAAACUUGGGUACAAGAUGCGCCUCAAAGGGUGUUCUACACGUCUAUAUACUCAACCGAUGCCGAAGAAGAAGACAGUACAGAACAGAUGAUAGUUAUAGUUUUAUCCUCAUUUUUUUUAUUAGUAAUAGUUUGCUGUACGUAUCAUCUGAUUAUUACCGAUAAAAGGUAUAGACAACAAAAGGAAUAUGAAACAGAUGCCAAUAUUUUAUUGUCGAAGCAGCAAGCUGCUUAUCUGCAGGAAAACAAAAAAUCGGUAGAUGAGUCGUCAAUAAAAUUUAAUGGCAAGAUACCCUCAGAUAAAAGUGAUAACGUUUCACCAACCGAGGAAAAAGAAAUAAUUAUACCAGAAAUUAAAGAAGAUUUAAUAAAACCUCUCAAAAGAGCGGACAGUAAACGAGAAAAACAAUCAAGAGUUUCAUUUAGAGGUAAUAACGCUGAAAUUACCCUCGAAGACAACUCUGAAACAUUAAGUCCCAUGCCUGAGGAGGAUGAAGAGGAGGAGGAAGAUGCUGAUGGAAAUAUUCAAAAUGAAGAAAUUGAUAAAAAUAUUGAAAAUGAAGAGGUUGAUGAAAAUAUUGAAAAUAAAGGGGUUGAUGAAAAUAUUGAAAAUGAAGAGAUAUCAAACGAUAAAAAUACGUCACCAUUUCUACAUGAAAAUAUAGAAAACGACAAACUUAUGGUUAACGAAAAUGAAAAAGCGAUUGCGGUGAUAUAAAAAAUAAGAGUUUUCUUGUAAAUAUUGAGUUCGUUUAGAAAUAAUUUUAAAAUUUUUGUAUAAAACUAAAAUGUUUUGUAAAAAACAAUAUAGUUUAUCAUUCUUUGUCAAAGAUAUUUUAUAGAAUUACGAAAUAAAAACUAUAAUUAUA
Molecule: messenger RNA, 6127 nt
Organism: Diabrotica virgifera virgifera (western corn rootworm)
Lineage: Eukaryota; Metazoa; Arthropoda; Insecta; Coleoptera; Chrysomelidae
Product: axotactin
Exons: 20
Coding region: 286-5976 (1896 amino acids)
Molecular function (GO): serine-type endopeptidase inhibitor activity
Source: RefSeq, a predicted model, not a curated record